UGAAAAAACCAACCCUAAACUCCUUGUUCUCUUGCUUUAAAGGUAGCCUCGAUUAUUACUGACUUAAGCAUCGGAGUGUCUUCCCCGAGAUCCAUCUCGGGGCUUUGCAGGUCAAUCCGGAGUGCAGAUCUGAAGUGAAGAAGGACGUUGGGUUUGGUGCAGUUACACUAUGCAUCCUCAAUUUGUUGCUCAAGAGUUUCAAAAGCUUCGACAUUUUAGCCACCAUCAUCCAUUGAUACUGGUUGAAGAUAUUGAAUUUCAAUCCAAAGGACAAGUCUGCUCAGGAUGUAGGGAACCCAUGUACAAGUCAAGUGCAUUCUACUGUUGUCUUAAUUGCGUAUUUCACCUUCAUAAGAAAUGUGCAGAGUUGCCUCUUAAGAUCAAUCACUCUGCCGACCGGAAACACCCUCUCCUGCUUUUGGACAAACCCUCACCACAUCAAGAGAAAUGUUCUUGUCAUUUGUGCACCAAGUCUUAUAAGGGAUUUGUUUAUUAUUGUUCUCUUUGUGAGUUUGGCUUCAAAGCUGCGGAUGCCUUUUUACAAACAAUUACAGCCGAAGUUCAUGAACAUUCGUUGACCCCCUUUUCAGGCACAAUUUCAUUCGUUUGUAAUGCAUGUGGAACUGAUGGAAAUCAUGUUUGCUUUAUCUGUGUUGAAUGCAACCUUAUUUUUCAUUCAGAUUGUACUUCACUUCGCCGCACCAUCAAAAUAAUAAGGCAUCCACAUCGACUUUCUCACGUCUAUUUCUUUCAAGAUAAGGAAGCUGCAAUACGUGAAUGCAAUAUCUGUCAUGAUGACAUAAAUCUGGGAUAUGGGAGUUACUGCUGUUCAGAUUGCAACUAUUUUGCCCAUGUAAAUUGUGCAAUUGAUGAAGAUCUUUUGGAAGAUGAAAAGUCCGAAUCAUCAGAUGACUGGACUGCUAUCUUUCCUGCUUUUCAGGAAGUCAAACCUGGAGAGAUAAAGCAUUUCAGCCAUGAACACAACUUAAUAUUGGGUGAUGUGGUUGAGGAUGGCCGAAGUUGUGAAGAAGGACAGGAGCACUUCCUUUUCUUUGACCACAAAUACGAAGGGAAAUGUUAUGGACCUUAUGGUUGUGAUGAUUAUUGUACUCGACGCGGUUUUAGAUGCAAGGACAAGAAAUGCAGUUUUACAUUGGAUUAUAGAUGCCUUGUGCUACCAAAAACAGCUCGGUACAAACAUGACGAUGAUGCUCUCAAGCUUACUUAUCGUGAUGGUCAUGAUCUAAGUCAAUGUUAUUGUGACAUAUGUGAAGAAACCAGAGAUCCAAAGUGGUGGUUUUAUCAUUGUGCCCAUUGCGAUGUUUCUGCUCAUCUUAAUUGUGUGCUUUGGAAAUCCCCAUUUGUCAAGCUCGGGAAACCAUUCCGGACUGAUGAUCACGAACACUCUGUCACUUUGGUGAAGAUAGAUUUUUAUCCUCCUAAAUGCAACAAGUGUGGUAAGCCUUGUAGAGAUGAUCUAUCCAUUCGAUGCACAGAGCCAGAUUGCACCUACAUAUUCCAUUGGAACUGCUACCGGGACCGUAAUGGUUCUUGGGCUUGGCCUCUUCGACAUAGAGACUAAAGAGCUAACAUUGGUAUUCUUCUUAUGAUAUUAAUUAUGUCUCUUAUGAAGGUAGACGAAAAUGAGAUAUCUCAUUUGCACUUUAUUUUGUUUUCGACUGAUUUUUUAAGUUUAGUUUGAUCUUCUAGCUGUUUGUUGAUGCGGUCGGACUGUAACUUUG
Messenger RNA from Rubroshorea leprosula, 1742 nucleotides. The record is from the annotation of a GenBank genome assembly. NCBI's taxonomy places the organism in Eukaryota, Viridiplantae, Streptophyta, Magnoliopsida, Malvales, Dipterocarpaceae.